This is a messenger RNA of Belonocnema kinseyi, 549 nucleotides long. RefSeq lists its product as uncharacterized. The coding region runs from base 1 to 549 and encodes 182 amino acids. The transcript is spliced from 2 exons. The record is from RefSeq and is a predicted model, not a curated record. NCBI's taxonomy places the organism in Eukaryota, Metazoa, Arthropoda, Insecta, Hymenoptera, Cynipidae.
AUGGUUUCGAUAUCUGCACAAGGUGCUCGGGAAAUGUGUAAAACGAUUGAUUGGGCGAGUUGGUCCAUCAAUUGUUUUGGCCAGCGUGAACAGCAAAGGUUUUGGCAAAUGGGUGCAAUGAUGGACUCGGAGGUUUUCAAGAGAAUAUCUAACCUAGAUCCUCACAAAGGGUCGAAACCGGAUAAUGUACCACAACGUUUUUUCAAAGAGUGUAAAAGUGUACUCUCGGAAUCUUCAAGCAUUGUGUUUAAUCACUGUUUAACAUGCGGCACUGAUCUGAAACGCUGGAAUGUCUCAUCAAUAACACCAAGAUAUAAAUCAGGACCAAAACAAUGUGUAAGGAACUACAGGCCCCUAUCCAUACUGAACGUCCCUUACAAAAUAUUAGAUAGUUUAGUAGCAGAUUGUCUGAAAGCUUCUUUCAACAAUGUUUUUAUUGACGAACAGCAUGCCUUCCCGCCUUAUAGAUCCACAGUUUCAAAUCUCACAGUGUUUAGAGAAUUUGUUACAGAAACUAUGGAUAAGAAUCAUCAGGUAGAUGCGAUAUAG